GUGUACAGAGUUACUCCCCCUGAAUCUAUUCAUGGCAACAUCAAAACAAUUCAUUUUUUGAAUCAUGAAAAUGCUUAUAAUAUGUCUUUAGAUUGAAAACAAACAGAUAUCAUCCAAAUCUUUUAAGUUAUGGAGAAAAUAAAAAGAAGAGUUACCAACAUGAAAGAUAAGAUGAGUCCAAAACAUAAAAGGACAAAAGACGGGUUUAUGAAACCAAAAGCAAAACAGCCUAUUAAAAAUGUGGAAGGAAAAGCUAUUACUCGUUUUGACAGAGUUUAUAGAAAACUUGGAAACUUAUUAAUUCCAGAAUCAAAAAGGAUUGAUAUUGUAUUGAUUCAUCCAGAUUCAAAAGCUGAUGAUGGUUCCUUAAGUUCAAAGGAAAAGAGAAAAAUACAAGUUAGAGAAAAGCUAAGAGAAAUUUUUGAAAAUACAUUGAGAGAUGAAGGAUUUAUCGUUGAAGAAUCUGUUCUUAAGGAUAAAGUUUAUAAGAAAAUCCAUUGUCCUUUUAAAAGACUGUGUAUUGAAGCCGAAACAACAAAUUUAGAAAUGCCAUUACUAGGGCUUGUAAAUCCAGAGGAUAAACCAACAAACUCUUGUGCCAAAUUUGUUUACGACAAGUUCGUAACAGACAAAGAUACCGUGGACUAUAUAUCGGCCAGAUUUAUGGUAGAGAGAAUACAUCUAUUUGACAACCACCAUGAUCCAUCUAACUUCUUCAGACCAGCUGUCAGGACAUUACUGGUUGAUCACAUCUUAAUCAAUAUGAAUAUCAGAGAGGACGUCCAGAAAGAUGACAUAAUGUUAUUGGAUGAUGAUGUUGAUGAGGAGGAUGAUUGGAAGACAAGGACAAAAAAGAAAACAGAUACAAUAACAUUAGCAAUAGACAAAGAGCUACAGAAAUUAAAUUUCCCAUACAUGAAGAAAAUAGGUGUGUACACAGACAAAUUGAUUUUACAUGAGGCUUCAGAAGCCAGUAAGAUUUAUGAAGAACAGCGUGAUGGUGCUACACAUGAUGACCCAGAAGAAGCUCAGGAAGAAAAAGCGCCACUACCUCCAGCCAUGGAUCUUGAUGAAGAUCCAAGAAAAAUUCUAAAUGAUGAAUGGACAAAACUUUUCAAAUUUCAGCCCUUGACAAAAAUUCGAAAUUAUUUUGGAGAAAAAAUAGCUUUUUAUUUUGCCUGGUCUGGCUUGUUGACGACCUCAUUAUGGGUGCCUAUGCUUUUAGGUCUGGCCAUCUUUAUAUAUGGGAUAGUCAACAGUGCAAGUAGUUCAACAGAUAGUGGUUCAACCAGUAAUAAUGAAUCAACGGUAACAGAGAUAUUGACAGUAAUUAAAGAAGCCUGUGACAAUGAGGCCACACCAUACUAUGCCAUGAUAAUCUGUGUCUGGGGUACAUUAUUUUUGGAAUUGUGGAAGAGGAAAACUUCUACCCUAGCCUAUGAAUGGGAUGUUGAUGAAUUCGAAGCCACAGAACCAGACAGACCAGAAUUUUAUGGAACAAAAGCUAGAGAAGAUCCAGUGACAGGAGAGGAAGACUGGUACUAUCCAAUGAGAGAACAGCUAAAAAAGUUCCUGUUGUCUGGAUUGACAUUAAUCUUCAUGUUAUGUGUGGUUUUGGCGAGUGUGCUUGGUGUCAUUGUUUACAGAGUGUUCGCUAGUGUUGACUACUGUCCGAACAUAUCCCCCCAAGCCUGUGUGAUGGUUACGACAGUUGUUUCAUCUUUACUGAAUACAAUAUCAAUUUUGAUAUUAAGCAAGCUGUAUGACUGGCUGGCAAGAAAGCUAACAGACUGGGAAAAUCACAGAACACAGACAUCUUAUGAUGAUGCUUUGAUUGUGAAGCUGUUUGCCUUCCAGUUUGCUAACAACUACGCUUCAUGUUUCUACAUAGCCUUUGUUAGAGGGAGAUUUGGUGAGGAUGGUAUUUUUGGUUUAGGACCAAAAUACAAUGAUAAGUGUGAACCUAAUGGAAACUGUAUGUCAGAACUCUCCUUCCAGAUUCUUAUUCUUAUCAUUUGUAAACCAUUGCCCAAAUUCUUCACUGAUGUUGUUUUGCCAUGGCUUCAGCGUUUAUGGAGAAAACGUCCUCAAUGUUGCUGUAAAAGAAAAGUAGAAGGAGUACAAGAAAAGUUGACAUUUGUCCAGAAAGAGGCUCUCAAACCUUCACUGGGUGAUUUUACUAUGGGAGAGUACACAGAGAAAAUCAUACAAUAUGGAUUCCUUAUGUUGUUUGCAGCCUCACUGCCAAUAGCACCACUGAUUGCACUUUUCACAAAUCUUAUUGACAUCAGAGUAGAUGCCAAGAGGAUGCUUUGGUGGUACAGAAGACCAUUGGCUAAGAUAGCACAAGACAUAGGUACAUGGUAUAUUAUUCUUCAGUUUGUAAACGUUUGUGGAGUAAUUUCUAAUGGUUUCCUGAUUGCUUUUACCUCUUCAUGGGGACAACAAUAUGAUGUUUACACAAGACUAUGGAUAGUUGUAGGAUUUGAGCAUAUAGUGUUUGCCUUGAAAUUCAUACUUGCCUACCUCAUACCAGAUGUGCCUGCUGUUGUCCAACUAGCAUCAAGAAAGAAUAUGCAUCAUAUGUCCAUUGUAAUGAGAAAAGACAGAGAAAAAUUAGAGGAAGAGUUAACUGAGUUGAUAAACAAUCCACCUCAACCAGAGAGUCCAUAUAAGGAACUACCAAAUGUUUACAGGGAGAAGGAGAAUGAUGAUGAAUGGCAACCGGUUGAUGAAGAACAACAUCAAAGAUCAUCACCAAAACAGAAGAGAAGACAUAGGGUGGAUGAAGAAAAUGCCUAUGAGGAAAUAGAUAAUAAUGACAUAAGGAAGUUAAAGAAGAAGAAAAAGAAAAAGAAGCAUCAUCAGCAAGAAGAUAGAGAGGAUGAAGAUAUUGAACCUCCACCUUACAGUGAAGAGCCAUCCUACCGUUCAGACCCUCAAUACUACACAUCAAGAGAUCAAGAGAGUUCAAGAAAAGAAUUUGAUGUAUAAAAAGACCAAUAUAUUUUAAAGUGAAAGGACCUCAGGGCCAAGUCUUUACAGAGCUUCCUGUAUCAGAGAGAACAAGACAUUCUUCCAAACAUUCUGCUAUUUCUUCUUCACAUAUCACCGUCAAAGGACCGAGAGGAGAAUUCAUUAAAGAGCUUCCUAUGUCUACUGAUAGAAGAUAUAGAUUAAAACAUUCAGAUGAUUCUAUGGCUUAAGUUGUACCAAUGUCAACAAUUGUUUUCUAUAUGGGUGCUAAUUUAAAUGCAUUUUAUACAAUAUUAAUAUUGUAAAUUAAAAAAAUAAAUAAAAUCUAAGCCAGUGUUACAGAAAACAUGUUUUUCAUACCUGGGGAACAGUGAAUUUUUUUUCCUUAAAUUUUGAGAAAUUUAUUGUUUAUAAAUUAUAUCACCAAAAAGAUGAAUUUUUCAUGUUAUUAAUUCUACUGUUACAUUUUACAAGUUCCUCUGAAAUGAUCGAUUAAUUGAUUCUACAUGAUACUACGAAACAAUAUAAAAAACUUGAGGCUGUUUUAUUUUAAUUUUAAUGGAGAUGAUGGCCAUAGUGUAUUAUCAAUAUAGAACUGUUUUAAAUUUCUCUUAUGUGGAAAGUUACUUUCAUGAUAUAUUUUAUAACUUGUUGUUAAUUACAUGUAGAGUACUCAAGAUAAAUUGUUUAGUUUUAGUGAUAUAUUUGUAGGCAGCAGAUAAAAUUCAGAUAAAUUUCAAGAGAAACAUUUUAUAGGUGUAAUUGCUUAUAAAUAUUUUAUUUUAAAAAAUUAUUUAGUAUUUAUAUCUAUACUAAAAUUGUUCAUGUUUAUUCUAUAUAUUUUUAAAAGGCUCAGCAGGGUUUGAAUUUGUAUUUCCUUAUUAUUUCCUACAACAGAUGCAAUCAAAAUUUAAAUCAUACAGACCACAUCUUUUUUAAUUUCUUUAUAACAAAUUAAGAUUGAAAUGAAAAUAAAGCUUUUUUUAUUUUAUUUUUUCGUUAUAAUUUUUGUGUGAUGAAAUCUCAGGGGUAUGUGAUGUUAUUGAACAAAGACAAGUAACAUUUCUGACAAGAUGUUUAAUGGCUUGGUGCUGCUUGCUAUUGCUAUUUUUUCAAAGAAUUCUUCCCAUUAGUGUUGUUAAUUGUGAGGUUUAACUUUUCUUGGGAAAGAGUUAUUGUAAUAUAUUCUAUAAACAAUUUUCAUUGAUGUCAUGCUCAUAUCAUUUUGUUUUUUAUCAUUGGUAGAUCCAGGGGGUAUGUUCUGGGGUUGGAAGUUCUUGAAACACCCCUUUUUUGGAGGAUGGGGAUAUAUCAUUUGACCCCCUCCUUUUAAUCCUGAGUUAGGAACCCCCCCUUUUGAAAAAUGGCUGGAUCUGCCCCUGUUUCAUGCAGAAUCAUCCUCACCAAAGAUAUUUCUAUAAACUUAUAACAAGUAAACAUGAUAAUUGACCUUUAAACUUUUAAGUGUGAAUUAAAUAUUUUUCAAAUUGUUUAUGCUUUUAUUCAUAAUAGAGAUUUGAACAAUGACAUUAUUGUUUUAGUGCUAUAUGUCAAUUUAAAUUAUAAAAAACUUCCUUAUCUUUUAUUUGUGAUACCAUUUGUUGAAAUUUUAUAUUUAUAGCAAUUAAUGCCUGAUACUUCCCCCUGCUUAUAUUAGACGUCUAUUUAAAAAAAAAAAAAUAUAUAUAUCCCUGUAUGAGUAAUUUUUGUAUAUUUGUAUAUUUUGUAUAUGUUUUUUGGUGAAAUAAAUUGUAUUUUAGAUAGUUCUAGUCUCCUUAAUAAGAGUUAGCUUUUGCUUGAUCAAUUUCACAUGAAUGAACUUUGACACUAUUAUGAAAACCAUGCAUUUUUAGGUUAAAUUUAUCAAAUAAUAAUAUAUAUAAUCAUAUUCCAGUUAUUUAUUAUUUGCAAAUUGUCAUUUAAAUUUAUUGUGAGGGUAUGUGAGGGUUAUAUUAAAAUUAAUUUAUAUUUAUACUUAGUCUGGAACUUUAUAUUUUAUGUAUCUUAAGUUCAAUCAGUGACUGUAAUGGUGUGACCAUUAUAAUAAAAUUUUCUUUUUUUUUACCAAGAAACUGUUGGAUUUCUGUCUCAGUAACUCAGUACAUGUAUACAAUAUUUUUUUAGCAUAUUUUAUAAAGAUUUUUUAUUGGUGGUUCAAAGAACAAAAAUGGGCGGGAUGGGGAAGGCACAGAGUUUAUUCAGUACAAACCUACAAUACCUAAAAACUGAAAUGCUACUCGUCUGAUUGCAAAAUUAUACUAAAAAAACAACUGUGGAUAUAGUUUUAAUAAGAGAAAAGGACAUGACAAAGUAAUUUACAUUUGGUGUAAAAUAUUGAUAAAUAAUAAUUAGAAAAUAGUAUAUAAUGAAUAUGCAAUUAUUAUCCUUGUAACAAAUUUCAAGAGAGAAUGAAUCAGUAUGUCUGUCCAUAAAAUAUACAAGUCUAAUUUUUCAUUAAAUUUUUGAAAAGUUUUCAAUGAAACUUGGUACAGAGAUAUAUGUGUACUCUUUUUAAGUUUGGUACAAGUGUAUAGGAAAAUGUGUAUGAAAUAUAUUUCUGUCAGAUAUUUUGGAGUGACAGUUUAAAAAAGGAUAUUAUGUCACAGUGGUGAUCUUACAUAAUAUGUUUUUGUGAUCUUACAUCUGUGAACUAGAAUUUACAGUUUACUACUUAGGAGAUAACUGUAUUGUAUUUUAAGCUCCGACGGCAUCAAUUGGGGAUU
This is a messenger RNA of Mytilus trossulus (common blue mussel), 5699 nucleotides long. Its product is annotated as anoctamin-4-like. Gene Ontology annotation, biological process: chloride transmembrane transport. The transcript is spliced from 23 exons. Bases 130 to 2994 code for a protein of 954 amino acids. The record is from RefSeq and is a predicted model, not a curated record. Gene Ontology annotation, molecular function: chloride channel activity; protein dimerization activity. Lineage: Eukaryota; Metazoa; Mollusca; Bivalvia; Mytilida; Mytilidae. Gene Ontology annotation, cellular component: plasma membrane.